GCAAAAAGAGUAAAUUUACUUUUUAAUCCUCACCGACCGUACGGACUAGGUAGGAGGAAACCCGAAAUCUGUUGACUCUGUUCCCGGCCUCCAUUUACGGUCUGGGCUGUAUGCCCUCUCUUUUUCUCUGAACCUCUCUGCUUCUCCGCCUUCUCUCUCCCUCCGAUUCCUCCCUUACGGUUCUUCUCAGGUUUGUUCCUGUAGUUGUUGAAGCAUACUAUAUUGUCUUUCAAUUAAUUAAGAAAUGCCAAGUGCUGGAAUGUGGCUACAAAAUAUUUGAUUUUUGACUUCGUUUAUUAUUAUAUUCGUAGAAUUGAUGAAAUGUUGUUGAGCUCUCUUUGGCAUCAGAUGUCUUAACAUCAUGUAAUUUAUUGUAUUCAAUUUUGGGUGGAAUUGCCACUCCUUUGCAUUAUUAACUAGUUCAGCAAAAUCAGGAGUAAGUAAUUUUUGGAAAGAGAAAGUUGACUAUGGGAACUAAAGCUAUGUUUAAAUGGUCAAAACAAAUCACACCUGCCCAAGUGGAGCGGCUGAUACGAGCAGAAAAGGACGUACAAAAAGCUACUCUCAUAUUUGAUUCAGCGACAGCCGAAUAUUCCAAUGGUUACCGGCAUGAUCACAGCACAUUUGCUCUCAUGAUCUCUAGAUUAGUCUCUGCAAACCAGUUCAGAUCAGCAGAGGCUCUCCUCAAUAGAAUGAAAGAGGAGAAGUGUAACAUUACAGAGGACAUUUUUCUAUCUAUUUGCAGAUCCUAUGGGCGUGUCCAUAGGCCACUUGAUGCCAUCAGGGUUUUCCAGAAGAUGGAAGACUUCCUGAUAAAACCAACCCAAAAAUGCUACAUUACUAUAUUUGCCAUACUUGUUGAAGAAAACCAGUUAAAGUUGGCUUUCAGGUUUUACAGAUACAUGAAAAAAAUGGGUAUUCCACUUUGUGUUGCUUCCCUUAAUAUUUUGAUUAAGGGCCUUUGCAAGAACAGUGGAACUAUGGGUGCAGCUCUUCGGGUGUUCCGAGAGAUGGCCAGUUUUGGCUUUACACCUGAUUCAUAUACUUAUGGUACUUUGAUUAAUGGCUUUUCCAAACUGGGAAAGAUUGUUGAAGCAAAGGAACUAUUCAAGGAGAUGGAGAUGAAAGGUUGUUCUCCCUCUGUUGUUACAUAUACUAACUUGAUACAUGGUUUGUGCCAGUCUAACAAUCUGGAUGAAGCUAUGGCAUUAUUCGAAGAGAUGAAAAGCAAAGGUGUAAGCCCAAAUGUGUUUAGUUAUAGUUCUCUUAUGGAUGGUUUUUGCAAGGGUGGGCGUUCUUCACAAGCAAUGGAACUAUUGCGCAUGAUGGUUAGUGAAUGCCAUUUGCCCAACAUGGUCACUUUUAGUACUCUAAUUUAUGGACUUUGUAAAGAAGGAAAACUUCAGGAGGCUUUGGAAAUUCUUGACAGGAUGAAGCUUCAGGGAUUGAAACCAGAUGCAGGCUUGUAUGGAAAAAUCAUAACUGGAUUCUGUGAUAUUUUUAAGUUCCAGGAAGCUGCAAACCUUAUUGAUGAGAUGGUACUUGGGGGGAUCUCACCAAAUCGAGUUACUUGGAGCCUUCAUACUAGGAUUCAUAGUAGAGUGGCACAAGGUCUUUGUACCAUUGGCAAUGUAAAUCGAGCUUUUCAGUUGUAUCUUAGCAUGCGGACCAGGGGUAUCACGAUUGAUGCCUUCACGUUUGACUCUUUAGUCAAAUGUUUUUGUAAGAAGGGAGACCUGCAUAAAGCUGCUCGAAUUGUUGAUGAGAUGUUGCAUGAUGGAUGUGUUCCAGAUGAGGAAACAUGGAGUUCUGUUGUAAGUGGGUUUUGGGAUCGAAGGAAGGUGAGGGAGGCUGCUGAGUUGUUGCAGGCUGGGCUGAUGAAUGAUUUUGUUGAAGCCUAAAACACUUACUAAAGCUUGAUUUUUGAAGGAGUAAGUGCUAUGUUAUGGGCUUUAUUCUUUUUCAUUCUAUUGGUUGUUUGUUGGAAGCAUGUAUUAGUGGCUAACUAUAUGGGGAUUUGCUUCAUUUUUUAUCUGCAAACACAGGCUUCACAAUGGCUAUCUGUUCAUAGCUCUUCUGCGUAUACAUCUCCCUCUCCUCUCUCUCAAACAUGCAGCAGAACACAUUUUGUGGUCUGGGGAUUUAAUCAUUAUUUACAUAACUUCAAUGGUAGUGACCAUUCAAACUGUUUACCUUCUGGUGUCAUUUUGGUUGAACAAAGUCCUGAACUUGCCUAUUGUCUAGUUUUAGUUAAGCAGAAUAUCGAUUGCUGUCAAACUGAACCAAAUGACUGUAGUUCUGCGUAUGAAGCUUGUUAAAAUUUUAGCCAAAUCAAGUCAACAGCUCUACUUGUGUCCUUCGUAUUAA
This is a messenger RNA of Ziziphus jujuba (common jujube), 2367 nucleotides long. RefSeq names its product pentatricopeptide repeat-containing protein At5g46100. The transcript has 2 exons. The record is from RefSeq and is a predicted model, not a curated record. NCBI's taxonomy places the organism in Eukaryota, Viridiplantae, Streptophyta, Magnoliopsida, Rosales, Rhamnaceae. Gene Ontology annotation, molecular function: protein binding. The coding region runs from base 468 to 1901 and encodes 477 amino acids.